This is a messenger RNA of Megalobrama amblycephala (Wuchang bream), 2368 nucleotides long. Its product is annotated as gastrula zinc finger protein XlCGF57.1-like. The coding region runs from base 129 to 1553 and encodes 474 amino acids. Lineage: Eukaryota; Metazoa; Chordata; Actinopteri; Cypriniformes; Xenocyprididae. The record is from RefSeq and is a predicted model, not a curated record. The transcript is spliced from 3 exons.
GACGUCAUAAGGCUGCGUCGCGCUCCAGCAUCUGUUGUGAUUCGGCUGAAGAAAGGACAAAGUGUUUAUAAACAAAGGAAAAACUCCUGGUGAAGCGACUGAGAUCCACGUGACACUCUAUUAUAAAGAUGGCGUUUAUUAAAGAGGAGAGUGAAGAUGUGAAAAUUGAAGAAACAUUCAGAGUGAAACAUGAAGAAACUGAGGAACAAACAGACCUGACGCCACUGAAAGAGGAGAGUGAAAUACUCAAUGAAAAUGAAGAGAAAGAGCAGUAUGAGAUGCAUCAUGAUUUAAUUACUGGAGAAAAAUCUUUUAGUUUCUCACAGGAUGAACAGACUUCCUCACGAAAAAUAGCUCAAAAGACAGGAACAAGAAGUUCUUUAACUUGCCUUGUAUGUGUAAAGAGUUUCAGUUGUCAUGGAAAUCUUAAAGUCCACAUGAGAAUUCACAACGGAGAGAAGCCUUACACCUGCCAACAGUGUGGAGUAAGUUUCACUCAAAAUGGACACCUUAAAGUCCACAUGAGAAUUCAUAGUGGAGAGAAACCUUACACCUGCCAACAGUGUGGAAAGAGCUUCACAACAGAACUAAACCUUAGGUAUCACAUGAGCAUUCACACUGGAGAGAAGCCGUUCACAUGUGAUCAGUGUGGAAAGAGUUUUACACGUAAGGUAAACCUUUAUAACCACUUCAGGAUUCACUCAAGAGAGGACUGUUGUCGUCACUGUGGAAAGAAAUUCUCAGGCACAAACAGCCUUACCCGGCAUAUGAGAACUCACUCUGGCGAGAAGCCUUUCGAAUGCCAUGAGUGUGGAAAGCGUUUCACUCAACAAGGAAGCCUUAGCACCCACAUGAGAAUUCACGCUGGGGAGAAGCCUUUCACAUGCCCGCAGUGUGGAAAGAGUUUCACUGUAAAUGGUCACCUUAAAGCCCACAUUAGAAUUCACACUGGAGAGAAGCCUUACACCUGCCAACAAUGUGGAAAGAGUUUCACUGAAAAAGGAAGUCUUGAAAGGCACCUAAGAACUCACAAUGGAGAGAAGCCUUUUACCUGCAAAUUGUGUGGAAAGAACUUCAUUGAAACUGGACACCUUGAUGUCCACAUGAGAAUUCACACUGGAGAGAAGCCUUACACCUGCCAACAGUGUGGAAAGAGUUUCUCUCAACAAGGAAACCUUAAAGUCCACAUGAGAACUCAUAUUGGUGUAAAGCCUUACACCUGCCAACAGUGUGGAAAAAGAUUCACUGAAAAAGGAAGCCUUGAAAGGCACUUAAGAUCUCACAAUGGAAAGAAGCCUUUUACCUGCAAUUUGUGUGGAAAGAACUUCAUUGAAAACGGACACCUUGACGCCCACAUGAGAAUUCACACUGGAGAAAAGCCUUACACCUGCCAACAGUGUGGAAAGAGUUUUAAUCAACAAGGAAACCUUAAUGUCCAUAUGAGAACUCAUAUUGGAGCAAAGCCUUACACCUGCCAACAGUGUGAAAAGAGUUUCACUGAAAAAGGAAGCCUUAAAAGGCACAUGAAAAUUCACAAUGGAAUAAGCCUUUGAACUGCAGACAGUGAUGAAUAAGUUUCACCUGAAAAGGAAACCUUGAAGUCCACAUGAGAAUUCACACUGGAAAGAGUCCUUACACCUGCAAAAUAUUUGGUUUCUUGAAAAGAAAAUACAUGAGAGUUCACACUGGAGAGAAGCCAUGUGAUCAGUUUCACAUGUAAAUAAACCCUAUAUUGCCACAUAAGGAUUAACUCGAGAGCGCUGUUUUUUUGAUGUUGUAAAGAAAGAAACGCCUUAAGAGGCACAUAAUAACUUGCUUUGGAGAGCAGCGUUGUCAUCACUGGAAAGUGUUUCAAUCAUAAAGUAAACCUUAAAGGGUUAGUUCACCCAAAAAUUAAAAAAAAAAAAAAAAAUGUUCAUGUCAUUCCAAACCCUUAAGACUUUGGUUCAUCUUUGAGACACAGAUGAAUAUAUUUUUAUUGAAAUCUGAGAGAUUUCUCCAUUGAGAGAUUUCAGUCCAUGCAACUACUACUUUGUUGCUACAAAAUGUCAUUAAGAGAUUGUAAAACUAAUCUAUAUGAACAGAGUGGUUUAGUCCAAAUUUUAUUUUAUGUAUUAUUUUAUGUUAUAUGAUGAAUAGAUUGAAUUUAGGCUUUUAUUCCCAUAUAAACAUUCAUCAGCAUAUAUAAACAGAAGCUCAACCAUACAUGCGUGAAGUGAGAGAACAAACUUUAUUGGUUCUUGCAGCUCAAACGUGCUGUGUAAAAAGUGAAUGAACCUCACUGGGUCUUGCUGAAGCUCAAACGUGCUGAGUAACACAGGAAAAUGAACCUCAUUGGUUCUUGCUGAAGCUCAAACAUACUGUGUAA